UUGAAUGUGUUAUCUGCGGUCAGGGUAUGAGCAAUGGGUCGGACAUGUCCAUUCAAAAGUGUAUAAAGGAGUGAGUCGACAAUUUAUCGAGUAUGAAUGGUUAUUUGAGAAGUGAAGAGGGAGUCAGGAGAGAGACAGGGCCGGUGCUUGGCAUCACCACGUGAUGUCUACCGAUAAGAUAAGAUGUAGGUACCAUGUACUAUUUUGAGCACUGCCACCUUGGACACUCUUUUUUUCCAUUCUCCUUUUCGCCUUUUUCACUUUUGCAGUCUCGAACAACUUACGCGUCCAACAUCCACAAUGACCGUCGUAACGCGCAAUCACUGUCAUCAAUGUCCUUCUUUCCACGUUUCAGUUGGCCUGUGUUCCUCCAAUGCCUCUUUCCUUAUCUGCCCUGCCCUCUGUAUCAUGCCUUAAUGCUGCAUCACCUUCUGUAUCAACACCUGCUGCAAUUCCCGCCCGUUCCCACCUUUCUACAAACCUUCGUGUUUUGGCUUUUUGCUGGGACUUUUUCCCUUCGAGACUGUAGUCGUCGCAAUCACUCUUUAACAAGGCCAGAACCAUGAUCCCUUUCCUUUUGCGUUCCAUUUCUGUUGCCAUUCUCUACCUGUUGACAUAGACCAUUGACUUAUCGCAUUCGUUAUACUCUCGUGGUCAUGUCUUACCCUCGUUCUCAAUUCGAAG
Molecule: messenger RNA, 684 nt
Organism: Exophiala viscosa
Lineage: Eukaryota; Fungi; Ascomycota; Eurotiomycetes; Chaetothyriales; Herpotrichiellaceae
Exons: 1
Coding region: 195-566 (123 amino acids)
Source: RefSeq, a predicted model, not a curated record